This is a messenger RNA of Perca flavescens (yellow perch), 1025 nucleotides long. RefSeq names its product Kv channel-interacting protein 2. The transcript has 9 exons. Bases 226 to 987 code for a protein of 253 amino acids. Gene Ontology annotation, molecular function: potassium channel regulator activity; calcium ion binding. NCBI's taxonomy places the organism in Eukaryota, Metazoa, Chordata, Actinopteri, Perciformes, Percidae. Gene Ontology annotation, biological process: regulation of potassium ion transmembrane transport. Gene Ontology annotation, cellular component: voltage-gated potassium channel complex. The record is from RefSeq and is a predicted model, not a curated record.
GAAGCGCGCUUGGUUCACUCAGCUCCUGGAUGCCGAAAGCGCACACAGAAACAGACACGGGGAAUAGCAACUUGCAUGGCUCUCUUCUUUUUUAAUCUAUGGCAAAUCAGUUGUGACUUGUUAACGGUAGUAGCCAUCAUCCGUGAAGGCAAACAACGAAACCACAAAUAGAAUCGCCAACAUAUCAGUUUCCUACAGUUUCACAUUCCGGCGCACACGGUGAAAAUGAAGGCGAAAAACCGUGACCAAAGCCUGUCGGACUCCAGAGAGCUGGACGGAUCCUAUGACCAGCUAACGGGUAAUCCUGCCACCAGCCAAAACAAAAAAACCAUAAAGCAGCGAUUCCUCAAGCUGCUGCCAUGCUGCAAGCCCACGGUUGCCCCCUCAAUCAGUCAAAACAGCGUGGAAGAUGACUUUGAGUUAUCCACUGUGUGUCAUCGCCCUGAAAGCAUGGACAAGCUGCAAGAGCAGACUAAGUUCACCAAGAAGGAGCUGCAAGUCCUCUACAGGGGCUUCAAAAAUGAGUGUCCAAGUGGUGCGGUGAAUGAGGAGAACUUUAAGAUCAUUUACUCCCAGUUCUUUCCACAGGGAGAUUCAAGUAUGUAUGCACAUUUCCUGUUUGAAGCCUUCGACACUAACAAGAACGGCUCAGUUAGUUUCGAGGACUUUGUAUUUGGUCUGUCUAUCAUCCUGAGAGGGACUAUUAAUGACCGGUUAAACUGGGCGUUCAACCUCUAUGACCUAAACAAAGAUGGCUGCAUCACCAAAGAGGAGAUGUUGGACAUCAUGAAGUCCAUCUAUGACAUGAUGGGGAAGUACACAUACCCCACUAUGCAGGACGAUGUUCCAAGAGAACACGUGGAGAGCUUCUUCCAGAAAAUGGACCGGAAUAAAGACGGGGUGGUCACCAUAGAAGAGUUCAUCGAGACAUGCAAAAAGGAUGAGAACAUCAUGCAGUCCAUGCAGCUGUUUGACAAUGUCAUCUAAGGAUCUGGACCAGAGAGUAGGCUGGCACCAGGGAGGGC